AUGGCAGACGCGAAGCUCUCCGCGCUAUACUGCGACCCCGACGCGGACGUCAUUUUUCGCUCAUGCGACGCCGUCGACUUCCGCCUGCACAAGCUCAUCCUGCACAAAGCGUCGCCCGUCUUCCGCGACAUGUUCGGCCUCCCCGAGGAUCCCGCGCAGCGCGGUAUUCCGCAGACUGUGGCCAUGACCGAAGACGCGAUGACGCUGCAGGACCUGCUGUCGUUCUGCUAUCCCUUCCCACGCCCGGACUUCCAGAAUCUCGAUCGGCUUCUCUCCGUCCUUCGCGCAUCACUCAAGUACGACAUGGCCUUCCUCGUCGGUGAACUCGGACGCCACCUGAAACUCUUUGUCCCCGCCGAGCCCCUGCGCGUAUAUGCCAUCGCGUAUACCAUGCUCGACGACGCCGACCUCGCACGCGCCGCGGCGAAGCAGCUCCUCCACGACCCCCUCUUCUCCGACCCCCUCGUGCCCCCGCCGGAGUUUGACAGCCUCCCCGCCCGCGCGCUAAGCAUCGUGGGGGCGUACCGCCGCCAAUGCAUCGUCGCCGCCCAAACGGUCCUGCUCGACUUCGACUGGAUGAUGUGGGCGUGGCUGUCGUGCCCGUCGUGCGCACGCGGCGCGAGCGGGAUCAUCGUGCACAAGCGCGUGGAUGCGCGCGAGCGGGCGAUCUGGCCGCGCGCGUGGUGGCAGACGUAUGCGGACGCGGUCGCGAAGGAGCUGGCGCUGCGCCCCGUGGGCGCGGUCGUUACUAGGAUUGAGCUUAUGCGGCCUGCGGUGGAGGAGGCUGCGAAGUGUACGACGUGUGCGCCGAGGGCGAUGGUGGACUUGGUGGAGUAUGCGAAUGCGAUGGCGAAGCGGAUCGAUGAAGCGACGUCCAAGGUAAGGCGCCAUUUAUCACGGUUGAAGUUCUGGAACGCAGUGGGCUAA
Trametes versicolor FP-101664 SS1 is the source of this 927-nucleotide messenger RNA. RefSeq lists its product as uncharacterized. Gene Ontology annotation, molecular function: protein binding. The record is from RefSeq and is a predicted model, not a curated record. The transcript has 2 exons. Lineage: Eukaryota; Fungi; Basidiomycota; Agaricomycetes; Polyporales; Polyporaceae. Bases 1 to 927 code for a protein of 308 amino acids.